AUGGAUAGAGGAAAUGUCAACGUUGAGGAUGCCAAUGUGGACGAGCUGAUUGAUUCACUGGAGACUGAUGAAGAAUUUAUGUCAAAUUACAGAGAAAAGCGCUUGCAAGAAAUCUCUGACGGGUUCAAGUCUGCCCAGAAAAAUGUGGCAGCCGGUUAUGGUACAGUCAAUACUAUAACCGGUGAGUCGGAGCUCAUGCGACUUGUGACCGCGACAGAAAAGAUCGUUGUGCAUUUUUAUCUAGAAAAUUUCGAAAAGUGCACCAUCAUGGACAAGAAAUUGGACGAAAUCGCUUGCAGAAAUCUCUCGACGCGAUUCGUUCGCAUAAACGUAACUCAAUGCCCUUUUCUAGUUAAAAAGCUAGAUAUCAAGGUUCUCCCCCUGCUUAUUGCAUACGAUCGUGGGGUCAAGAAGGAUCAAUUGAUAGGCUUCUCCAAAUUGGGUAAUAAUCCAAGUGAUUUCGAAGCCGAACUGCUUGAAGAACGGUUACGUGCUUGCGGCAUAACACCGAAAAGCGAAAAUACGCUGAGAUUCUCAACCAGAGGCUCGAAAGGGCGAGGCAUUUUGUUUGAAGAAGACGAUUGA
Messenger RNA from Lachancea mirantina, 585 nucleotides. The record is from the annotation of a GenBank genome assembly. NCBI's taxonomy places the organism in Eukaryota, Fungi, Ascomycota, Saccharomycetes, Saccharomycetales, Saccharomycetaceae.